Messenger RNA from Dalotia coriaria, 1584 nucleotides. RefSeq lists its product as uncharacterized. The record is from RefSeq and is a predicted model, not a curated record. Bases 1 to 795 code for a protein of 264 amino acids. Gene Ontology annotation, cellular component: nucleus. NCBI's taxonomy places the organism in Eukaryota, Metazoa, Arthropoda, Insecta, Coleoptera, Staphylinidae. The transcript is spliced from 5 exons. Gene Ontology annotation, molecular function: zinc ion binding.
AUGACUUCGGAUACGAUUGCCGCAGGAAAUACAAUUGUACCACCUCAAAAUGAUGAUAUUUGUAUUAUAUGUAAUAAAAGGAUGCGGUAUUGUAAAAAUUUCUCCAUUCAUGAAGUUUUGCCUGAGAGUGAUCCACCAAUAAAGUUGUAUGAGGCCCUCAAAUUGUUAUCAAAUUUUGUGCAAUUGAAUCAUGAACAGUGUCCACUACAUGCUUGUGGCAGCUGCUUUAGGAAAGCUGUUCAAGCACACAGCUUUCAAAGAAUGUGUAACAAGUCUGUUGAAUACCUCAGUAGUUGCAUGUCACAUCUGGAGGAUAACAAACAGUUGAUCCAUGAGUAUUCUGCAGAUGAUACAAUUAUUACAGUUAAUCAAGACAACCAUGAAGCAAUUGAAGAUUUAAAAGACACUGCCCAGUUAUUGAGUGUUAAGAUUGAUGAAAUUUCAUCCACCAACAAUGUUGAAAAUGAUGAUGAUGGUGAUGAAGAUUCAGUAGGUAUUGAUGACCCAGAAGAUUUAGAAGCAGAGUUUUCAUCAGAGAGUGAAGAACUAAGUUCGAGGAUAGUGAUUUUGAAUCUAGCAAAAAGAAAAGAAAAAAGCAAAGUAAUACAAGGCGUCCAAAGAAAGAAAAGUUGCAAGACAAUAGAAAAUGCCGAGCUGAAUGUGAAUUUUGUCAUAAAACCUUUCGAACUGAUUAUCUCCCAGUACAUAAACGAAUUCACACAGGUGAAACGCCAUAUACAUGCAAAAUCUGUGGAAAGAAAUUUAAAUGUUCUUUUGAGUGCAAUAAACAUAUAAAAGUGAGGCAUAAUGACAAUUGUCCGUUUUUGUGUCCGAUUUGUGGCAAAGGAUUUAAACUGAAUGCGCUUUUAAUUGCACAUAGUAUUAUACAUGAGCAGGGCAAGUUUAUAUGCGAUAUUUGUGGCAAAUCGUUCCGCAGAAAAUUUCAGCGCCAGGAGCAUUACGUUACGCAUACAGGCGACAAGCCAUUCCUGUGUGAUGAAUGCCCAAAACGAUUUGGUACACGGAAGCAUCUGAAACAACAUCAAGUCAUUCAUGCUAAAGUUAAGCCGAUACAGUGUGAGUUUUGUGGUCGACGCUUCACUCAAAGGCAUGCCCUCAGAUCGCACGUAGUUAAAAGUUGUAAAGGAAAAGCGAAUCAUGAAGAAUUUUCUUCUUCAGCCAUGACAACUAACCUUCAAAUGCCUGUUGAUUAGACAACUAUUAUCAGAUAAUAUGAAGCAAAGGCUGAGAUUAAUACUAUUUAAAUGUUACAAGUAUUUUACUUCAUUAUACAUUUACGAUCAAAUCAUGCAAUAAUUUAUAAAGCAAGAUCUUCAUUUAGCUAGUAACUUCAGAGAUUUUUUAAGGUUAUGUAUUUUUAUAUCAGUAUAAAACAAUUUAUAUUUAAGAUUUAAAGUGUUUCUUGAAUUUUUAUAAAUUGGUGAUGAAUAUGUGGUGCUACUGUUUAUAUUUUAAUAGUAGAUAAAUAUUUAUAUUUACAGAGUUCAACAUAUGGUUUUAGGUGUAUUAUAAGGUUAUGUGUUCUCAUUUGUUGAAAAAUAAUAAAGAAAAGCGUUUAACUUA